AAAGGCAGUCGCAGUGCUACAUGAAACAGAGAAAAAAUAAUGAAUUCUCUGGGAAAAUGAUAGUUGUUGACCAAGAUGAUAAAAUCAGCAAAAGGAGAAGAUGUAACAUUAAACAUUUGGAACAAUUUCACAAUUUACUUCUUCUACUCCAUCAAUUACAAAGUGCAGCUAAAUUUCUUGGGCUGUAAGUAAUCAUUGUUCACCAUCUCUAAUCUGUACCCAACAUGAAUCAAUUGUUGUCAAAACCAAUAAGAACAGCAGAUCAAGUUAUUAGAUCUGCAUACGCAGCAACUUCAUAUAAACAUGAGUGCUGCAAGAUCAUGUUCAAGACUCGGAAGCUUACAGCAAUGUUUCAGAAGAUGUUGAUCAUGACCCUGGCAGAUCCUAAAUUCUAUGAUCGACCGAUAUACAGGGUGAUUGAGUCUACUCACGAAAUACUGGAGGACACUCUGUCUCUUGUUCUCAGAUGCAGUGCUAAAGGUCUCAAGAAGUAUCUGUAUGAUCUAUCGAUCCUCCCCGCAACUGAUUUUGGAAAGUCUCUAAUUCAGUUGGAAAAAUCUAUUCGAGAUGUCCAUUGGCUCCUUGAAGUUUGCUUUUCCAGCAACCAUGGAAUCGGUAAGUGCACGUAUUGGCCUCCGUUCGCUAAUAAUGAGACAUAUCGUUAUUUUGUUUGGAAACAGAUUGCGAUUCUUUAUACUGGGCCUUUAGAUGAUAAAUCUGAUGCUGCUGCAGUGCUUCUUUCGAUUGCUAGAGAUAGUGAUUACUGCUGGAAGUUGAUAAUUGAAGAAGGUGGAGUUGAGCCUUUGUUGAAAUUGUUGAAAGAAGGUGAAAUGAAAUGUCUAGAAAGUGCUGCAAAAGCUAUUGGGUACCUGGGUCGUGACCCGGAAAGUGUUGAAUACUUGAUCCGUAUAGGCGUUUGUAAUGUUUUUGCUGUAAUACUCAAAGAAGGUCCUAUGAAAGUUCAGUCUGCUGUCGCAUGGGCUGUGUCUCAACUAGUUGCGAAUUAUCCUAAAUGUCAGGAUAAAUUCUUUGAGCAUAAUAUAGUCGGUUCGCUCAUCAAGCACCUUUCGUUCGAGAUAGUUCAAGAACGUAUUCAAAAUGAAUUUGUUGUCAACAAAGCCACGUCGGUGCUUGCAAUUGUAAUGGCAAGAAAUCGUUUGAACGCUAGUAAGGCAAUGGAAGAGUUGGAAGACAAUCAGCCUCGUAAUGUUACAUUAUCUCCCGUAGACACUGAAACCAAGAACUGUAUGAAGGCAAUGGCAGCUAAAGCACUUUGUGUCCUUGUCAGGGGCAACAUUAAGAUAUGCCGUCAUAUCACGGAGUCAAGAGCUCUAGCGUGCUUUGUGUUUCUCUUGGACAAAGGAGCGAAAGAUGUUCCAUAUUUUUCAGCCAUGGCUUUGAUGGAGAUAACAGCAUUAGCUGAGCAAGAUAGCGAUUUGAGGAGAUCCACAUUCAGGUCAAGUUCGCCUGCUCGUAAAAUUGUCGUUGAUCAACUUGUGAGAACUAUCGAAGCAGGGGAAGAUUCUGUUAUUUCCAUCCUAUGCAUCAAAGCAAUCGGGAAUUUGGCAUGGACAUUUCGAGUUGGGGAGACAAGAAUAAUUGCCCUGCUGGUUCGACUUCUAGAUAAAAGUGUAUCUGUAAUUUCCAGGGAGGCUGCAGUUGCCCUUUCCAAGUUCUCGUGCACAGAGAACUAUCUCCACCUAGAUCAUUCCAAGGCAAUCAUAGAAGCUGGAGGGGCAGAGAUUUUGGUCAGACUUGUGAAUCGUGGUGAACGGGUAGUUCAAUCACAAGCAUUGCUUCUGCUAUGUUACAUUGCUCUUCACGUCCCAACUAGCGAAAAGCUUGCGCGGACAAAGGUGUCUUCUGUGCUAGAAUGGGCAUCAACGCAAUCACUUGUCAUCCAAGACCAAACCUUUGAUUCAUUGCUUCCGAAGGCUAAAAGCAUGGUUUUAAAAACUGUCAUUCCAUUGUAUAGCGCUCGUUAAUCACCGAGUCCUAUCGUAAUUUUUCUGAAAAUGCCAGUGUUUAUUUGCUUAAUUGAUCGUCUUGCUUGCAUUAUGUAAAUAUUAUUUAUCUUGCUCUUCAUCAUCAUUGAACAAGUCACAUCUCCUAAUA
Messenger RNA from Mercurialis annua (annual mercury), 2115 nucleotides. RefSeq lists its product as uncharacterized. NCBI's taxonomy places the organism in Eukaryota, Viridiplantae, Streptophyta, Magnoliopsida, Malpighiales, Euphorbiaceae. The record is from RefSeq and is a predicted model, not a curated record. Bases 225 to 1985 code for a protein of 586 amino acids. The transcript has a single exon. Gene Ontology annotation, molecular function: protein binding.